AUGGCAAGUGUCGAGGUUGGAAAAUUUCCAGAGCCGGCAACUACCUUCCCUUGUUGGGCUCCGUGGUGGGCGAUGCCGCCGGACCCGAAUCACUAUCAAAGUUCUAUGGGGUCUAACGUCGUCGAAGCCAAAUCUACUACUCGUUACAUGGUCAUUCAUACACCUAGCACUUUUAAUUCCAUUUCUCCUUUUCUCAUUAAUAAACUUAUUUUAUCUGCUAUUGGUGAGGUACAAAAUAUAAAAAAGUUACGCUCUGGUGAUCUACUAUUGCAGGUGUCCGAAAAACAAGCAUUGCAGAUCAGUAAAAUGACUACACUGGGUUCCUUUCCAAUACAAGCAUCGUACCAUAAAACAAUGAAUAUGUCACGUGGCGUACUUUCCGAACCCGAUUUUAUAGGGGUUUCUGAAGCAGAAUUUUUGGAAGAGCUACGAGAUCAAAAUGUGUGUGCCGCUCGUCGCAUUAAUAUUCGAAGAGGUGACAGACUUGUUCCCACGCAACAUGUUGUUCUUACAUUUCAAACGCCGGUUUUGCCUAAAUCCAUCAAAGGCGGUUAUAUUAAUUGCAAAAUUCGACCUUACAUCCCCAAUCCUCUACGAUGUUUUAAAUGUCAGAGGUAUGGACAUUCACAAAUAGGUUGUCGAAGCAAUUUGCAUAUUUGUGGUAAAUGUGCAGAAUCAGGCCAUGAAAUGAAUGCUUGCACAUCUGACUUUCUGAAAUGUGUCAACUGUUCUGGCUCCCAUGCUGCAUUUUCCAAAUCCUGCCCUAAAUGGAUCUUGGAAAAAGAAAUAAUUUCCAUUAAGAUAAAAAAUAACAUAACUUUCCCGGAAGCCCGAAAAAUUGUGAAUGAUAGAACUCCAAAAAUUGGCGUUUCCUAUUCAUCGGCUCUUAAAUCAAUUCAGAACACAUCUUGCUCCCAAACUGAUGCAAGCAUUACCCACUGUCACUGCGUAAUAAUUAAUCCAGUGCCACCUUAUUACCAACCAUCUACUUCCGCUCAAGCACAAAAAAGUUUUACAAUCUCAGAAAAUUUGUCUCCAAAAAAAUCAGCGGCACGACUUCCUGGUGUUUCAAAAAAAGAAACUGCCAAAAACAGGAAGAAACUGAAAUCGCUUGCAACAAAACCUCAUGUUGCCGAAGAUUUUAAAAAAAUUAACACUUCAUCAUCUGAAUUUUCAGAUAUGGAGCUCGAUUCUUCAGCUUCACACAAGAAAAUUCCUGCAGAGGGUAUAAAGAAGAAGAAAAAACCUCCAGAUAAAAAUUGA
Argiope bruennichi is the source of this 1263-nucleotide messenger RNA. RefSeq lists its product as uncharacterized. The transcript has a single exon. Gene Ontology annotation, molecular function: zinc ion binding; nucleic acid binding. Lineage: Eukaryota; Metazoa; Arthropoda; Arachnida; Araneae; Araneidae. The record is from RefSeq and is a predicted model, not a curated record. Bases 1 to 1263 code for a protein of 420 amino acids.